Spodoptera littoralis (African cotton leafworm) is the source of this 2922-nucleotide messenger RNA. The record is from the annotation of a GenBank genome assembly. Lineage: Eukaryota; Metazoa; Arthropoda; Insecta; Lepidoptera; Noctuidae.
AUGAAAAUAUCAGUGCUUAUUACAACUAUACUAAUCGUGCAGGUCUCAUCCACAUCAUUUUUCGAUUUAUUUCACGGGGCGGUACAGUCAGUUCAAAAUGGUUUUGGAAAACUACUAACAGACGUAGUAACCGAUGUCAAAGAAACCGUGGAUUGCACGAUUUUGGCUGUACAACAAAUGCUUUCUUUAAGCGAAGAUGCCACUAGACGUUACUAUGAAAAAUGUGGAAAUGGAAUGAACUCUACUUCAACAGAUGGAAAUACUACAAGCGUCGAAGGUAUUCAACCGGGCAAUGAAGAAAACCUGGAAAAGGAAAUAGAUGAGAAAAUUAACAAGACAAUGUCAAAGGUUCUGGAUGACUACAAGCCUGAUGAAAAAAUUAAAGAACUUGAAAAAUUACUAGUUAUAGAAUCUGAACAACUAGCAGAUGUUAACGAAUUAUUAAAAAAAGAAAUAAAGAAACUUUCUGAAGAAGUUGGUAAAGACUUCAAAAACAUCAAACAUAAUGAUACAGAAUCGUCUGUUGAGACAAUUCUUCAUGAAAUCAAAGUAUUGGAAAAUAAAGAACUUAAUACUAGAAACACUUCAGAAAUUAAGGAGAUUCACCAUGUAAUGUCUGAGGUUGUAGACAAAAUAGAUGCUAUUGAAGCUACUGAGGCAACCGAGAAUGUUAAGCUCGAUGAGAUUGUCGGAGAUUUACAAAACAAAUCUAAAGAUAACAGCAUUGCACUUUUAAAACAAGAAAUUAAAGAAUGGGAAGAAGAGGAGUCUCGAAAUUUGGGGGAACUAAAGAAAGAAGUACAGGAACAUGUAAAAAUUAUCGAUCGUCCAAAAAUAGAACCGGAGUGUAAUCAUACUCAACCUGUUAUAUUCAACAUGGACAUAUCUAAAGGUUCCACUGCCAGAUCUAUAAAUUCACGAGAACUAUCUAGUGAUAACAUAACUCAAGCCAGGGUUAUUAAUGACGGCGAUAGUAAUUACCAAUCGCUUAAUGUCAGCAAGUCCUCCAAUGAGACUACUGAGCUAGUCGAACUGACAAAACAUGUUAAUCCGGACACUGAGCCUUUAACUACAGCUAGCCCAACCAUGAACCAAAAUGAAAAUAAAUCUAUUGAAACUAUCAAAAUUGAUAAUGUAUACGUUAGCACGGAGUCCAUGUCAAAUAAAUCUUCAGAUUAUAUGGUUAAUAAUGACACCGUAAUUGUAAGAGGAAUACAAAACACUAACGUUGAUUUAACUUCAACUACACAAGGUAUUACUAUAAGCGGUGAUACGAAUAAUACAGAAACAGAUUCAAGUAUUAAUAUGGGUACAACGUCCACUGAAAAAAUACAUCCCUUGGGCGAGACUUUACCUUCAAACGAAACUGUAACUCCAGCAAAAAUUGAAUCAAUUGUCAUGAAACCCCCAAAAAAUAAUUUUACAGACACACAUUUAACUUCCAUACCUUUAUUUCGUUAUGAUGGUUAUAUUUCUGCAAAUAAACCAAUUCAACCUGAGGAAUUAACUACAGUACGUAAUGAAGAGAUUACUACAGUUACUGCAAUACCAAUUGACACUAUAACUCCCGACCUACCUAUUACAGAUAGUAUGCCAGCUAGUGAAACUAUUCCACCUCAACUAUUAACCACACCAGAAAAUACAGACAAUACUACAGUUACUACAGAACCGAAUGAAAAAGUGACUUCAAACUUAUCAAUCACAUAUAAUUCACCUGCUAAUGAAGACAAUCCUACAGUUACUACAGAACCGUACAAUUCACUGCCUCCUAACACGUCAGAUACAGAUAGUGCACAUGUUAGUGAAAGUAGUAUACCUGCAAAACCAACUACACUUGAUAAUGAAGACAAUCCUACAAUAAUUACAGAAUCAAACGAUACAGUAACUACCAACUUGCCAGUUAUACCGGCUAGUGAAAAUAUUCCACUUUUAGAAUUGACAACAGUGGAUAACGAAGAUAGUCCUACAAUUACUACGGAACCGGACGAUAAAGUGACUAUUCUCUUACCAAUAACAGAUCGUUUACCGGUUAGUGAAACUAUUCCAGCCGAAGAAUUUACUACAGCUAGCAACGGCGAUAAUCCUACAGUUAGUACAGAAGCAAAUGAAUCAGUGAUUCCUAACCAAUCAAUGAUAGAAAGUGCACCUGCUAAUAAUGAGAAUAUUCCUCUUGAAGAAUUGACUACAGUGGACGAUGGAGACAGUUCUACAUUUACUACAGACACAAAUGAUGCAGUGCCUCCUACCCUAUCAAUGACAGACAGUUCCCCUGCCAGUGAAAAUAUACCUCUUGAAGAAAUAACUACAGCAGUUAAUGACGAUAACCCUACUAUUACUACAGAACUGAAUGACACAGUGACUCCUGACAUGUCUACAACAGAUAGUACAUCUGCUAGUGAAACUAUUCCAUCUGAAGUAGCCAGUGUGAUUCCCAAUGAUGAAGAAUCUAUACCAACUACUACAAGUGUUAACGAUUAUACUGUUUUAACUCAAAACAGCACUUAUAUUACAAACACAUCUGAAGAGGGAAUUACACCGUGUUGUAAAGAUUUUGAGGAAACUUUAAAGAGAUCCGUAAAUGAAAAUACAACAAGUAGCAUGGUUGUUGAAAAUAGUCCACCUACCGACACUCCAGAACUUGCAAUAGUUACAACGAUUGAGACGGCAGGCACAACUUUGACUACACAGAUUCCAACACUCAGAGCUGGACCCGUAGACAAUAAAAACGCAUCGUUUGACUACGACGCUUUCUUUCCAUCUCAAACAAAUAAAGAGGUGCGUCAGCGUGCCAUAAAGGAAGCCCGUCAACUCAUGAAGGGAAGAAAACGCUCAGAGCGCAUAAUUAAUAAUAUCCUCAAAAAUAAAAGAAAAGGUACAGUUGGUUUAUUUAGUGGCCCCGUUCCAAUAAAUUCAGGGAAAUGA